Messenger RNA from Cinara cedri, 183 nucleotides. NCBI's taxonomy places the organism in Eukaryota, Metazoa, Arthropoda, Insecta, Hemiptera, Aphididae. The record is from the annotation of a GenBank genome assembly.
AUGUAUGCAGACAAUAUAGCAUUGAUAGAAGAAAAUCUGGAAGAAGUUAAAAAUAUGAGAUAUAGAAAUUGGAGAGUAGUACUUAAAGAAAAGAGAUUAAGGAUAAUUAGAAGUAUACGUUUGUUGGAUCUGAAAGAGUUAACUAACCAAAAUAAGUGGUAUAGUCAAGGUAGAAAAUUUUAG